Messenger RNA from Lytechinus pictus (painted urchin), 4035 nucleotides. RefSeq names its product wnt inhibitory factor 1-like. Gene Ontology annotation, cellular component: extracellular region; cell surface. The transcript has 8 exons. Gene Ontology annotation, molecular function: signaling receptor binding. NCBI's taxonomy places the organism in Eukaryota, Metazoa, Echinodermata, Echinoidea, Temnopleuroida, Toxopneustidae. The coding region runs from base 361 to 1170 and encodes 269 amino acids. The record is from RefSeq and is a predicted model, not a curated record. Gene Ontology annotation, biological process: anatomical structure development.
AUUGGAAGAAAAAAAAGUAUAUCAAUAGUUCACAAAAGAUUCAGCGUUCGUACCCACCCGCAAGAUUCAUGCACUGCAGGACUGAAAUCUAAAUUUGCUUGGAAGAUUUGGUGUCCCUAUAAAUUCAUUGUUGGGAGGAGGAUAGUCUUCUGAUGGUGGUGCUUUUGGUUUGAGCCGGUUGAAAGUUUUUGGGGCCACUUUAAUUUGUGACACUUCCAUCGAGUUUGUUGCCUUUGGAAUUCUUGCUUAUACAAGACUGAGAAUAAAGUGAAUUGUUUUCCUAGUGAAAGUUAACUAUCACACCAAUCGAGAUACUUUGAGGAAUACAGGGAUAAUCAAAUCAUAUUGAAUUGAUCGACAAUGGGGUCCAUUUUAGUCUUUUUAUGUUCGCUGACGAUUGUUUUGGGUGCGGAUCCAGCUCAACCUAACAAUGAUGUUGAUGUAUGGAUUGAUCCUGUCCAGGCCAGAGCGCUUUUAUGUCGAGGCGCCACGCUGGAUAUCAUCCAUGCAGGACAAGCCCAACCAAUCAUCCAGAAGCUUCGUAGUGAGCUCACCGUAAUCCCUUCUGAUAUCAACACUGUUAAUAUUACAUGGAGGGCUGCACCGGGGUUCCAUUAUUCCAUCCACGCGAGGACCGCAAACACCAGGAUCAUGGAAAAUAUUGCUAUCACUAUACCGCCCUCUGGAACCAUACCGACUACUGAAAGUGUUUUUCAGGUGAAGUUAAGAUGCACUGGAAGACAGGCUGGUAUCGCAUCGGGUCGAUUCGUCUUCAAGAUAUGGGAUGGUAACAAGAGGCACAUCUCAGCAUCCCCACUCAAAAUCCCAUUCCAAAAACAGUGUGAGAAAAUAGUGAAACCAUGUCAUCCUCCCUGUAGUAACGGUGCUGUCUGCGCUGAUGAUGGCGUGUGCGAAUGUCCUGAAGGAUACUAUGGAACCAGCUGCAAACAUGCCAUCUGCAUCCCGCAUUGUUUCAAUGGUGGAUCGUGUAUUGAGCCUAACGUGUGUCAAUGUCAAGACGGGUUCACGGGAAACCGAUGUCAAACAGCAACCUGCCAUGAUAACUGUUCUGAUAACGGCCAAUGUGUGGCGCCAAAUACAUGUGUUUGUCGACAUGGAUGGACUGGACCUACUUGCGCGAUCAGGCAACUCGGUGUGGACGGUAUCUAAAUAAAAUGAUUCUAAAUAAGAAGUGCCUCGACACCCCCAAUCCCUUACAUCUUGACAUGCUGACGUCUGUGGGUUCAUCACGGUUUCGCAUAUGUGACUUAAUUUUUUUAAAACCAAACGUACAAUUUAAUGCCUUCAAACUAUUUGUAAUCUUUCGUUAAAUAAAGUAAAACAAAAUCUACAAAUCUGCAUUCGUAUAGGAUGGAUCGUAUCAAACGUUUGUGGCCGAUUCCUGCUAUUGAAAGUAAAUUGAUGUACUCUUUAAGCUUUUUUAAAUGCUGAUUCUGUGACAAAAUGCCAAUUUCACUUUCAAAACUAUGCUGAUUGAAUCAUAUAUCUUCAAUGAUUAUGUUUCUAUAAAAUGAUAGUGAAAAUGGGAAAUUGCACAUGGGAAACGUGAGAGAGAUUGGGUAAGGGAGGGAAGAUAAUUAAAUAGAGGAAGAGGGAAAUGAAAGAGGAAUAUGAGGAAAGAGAAAGAGAGAGAGAUGGGUGUCAAUGUGUGUGCGCGAGGGGGAGAGAGGAGAGGGAGAGAGAGGGAGAGAGAAAGAGAGAGAGAGACAUAGAGGGAGAGAGUGAGAAAAAGACUUGUCAUUUUGUACAUGAUUGUAAAAUUUAAAAGGAUUUCACCUCAUGAUUAUUUGGUGACCAAUAUCUUUUGACUCUAUAUAUUAUAUAUAUUAGUAUUUUAAAAGUGUAUCAUAAUUAUAAUGUUCAUCUUAUAUAAAAAAUUUCAUUUUCAUGUUUUAGGAUAAUGCUCAUAAAUAAUAAUAAUGAUAAUGUUUGGUUUUUAUAAGGCGCUCUUUCUUUUGUUACCAUGGUUGUAAGGCGGAGAUGUGGUAACACCUCAGUCACAUUCGCUCAUUGCGGCCAUACAGCGAGUCGAAAACAGCCGUUUUGACAUUUUUGUACCAGCUACAUAAUUAUAAAUGGUUUGAAUAUAAAUGAAUAAAACGGCUGUUUUCCGACUCGCCGUACGGCCGCCUUUGAACAAAUGUGACUGAGGUAUUACUGUGUAUCAUUAAAAAUAUUGUAAAAAUCCAACUUGUAAUUUUAUUUCCAAAGUUAACCUCACUCUUCAGGCUGACACGGUUUGACAGUUACUCGAUUAUAGAUUCAAUGUAAUUUUCUGGAAAUAUGAAUGUUAUAAAUGUGCAAAACGCAAGUGUAAAAUAAUGAGAUCCAAGAAAAUUGAAUUUGAAAUCUGACGUUAUUUCCAAGAUAUAAUUAUGUUCAUUCGGCUUUUGAUAGAUCAAGGCUAAUUGGAAGAUUAAUAUGAAGUCACAAUGAUUCUGAAUGGAAUUUGAUUUUAUUGAUACUAGAUUGGGGUGCUCUGAAUACUAGUUUUAUCUUGAUCAUUCCUUCUUGGCGAUUUCAAACCAUUUGCAUUUAUGAUGUUCCAUAAUAUCUAUAUCUAAAAAAAUAAUCUUAUUCCUAAAUUUGAUUCACCAAAUGGUAGUGUAAUGUCAAUUUGCAUAAUAAUUGUUAUCUUGUUAUCCAGGGGCGGUGGAGCGAAGUUGAAAGUGGGGCACAAGGAAAAAAGGGCACUAUCUUAAAACAGUGGCGUAAUAGGCCCCAGAAUAUGAGGGGGCUAGAUAUGUCGUAUCACGUAAAAUUUAUAAGAAUUUACUCGUUAACACAUAAAACAGGUCCUUCUCAGGUGAAAGGGGCACAGAGCACAUUUAUGAGGGGCACUUUUCUUAGGUAAAAAGGGGCAAUGAUACGAGAAAGGGCACCUAUAAGAAGGCAAAGGGGCACUUGCUAACGGCAUAAAACGGGUCCUUCUCAUGUGAAAGGGGGCACUGAACACGUUCGUGAGGGGCACUUAUGUAAAAAGGGGCAAUGAAUCGAGAAAGGUCACUCACUAGAAGUCAAGGGGGCACUUGCUCACACAUAAAACGGGUCCUUCUCAGGUAAAAGGGGCACAGAAUACGUUCGAGAGGGGGCAUUUUUUGGUAAAAAUUGGCACCUAUACGAGAAAGGGCACUUGGUAACACCUAAAACGGGUCCUCCUCAUACGAGAAAGGGCACUUUGUAACACUUAAACGGGUCUUCCUCAGGGGCACAUUAUACGUUCGUGAGGGGGCAUUUUUUCUUGCGCAAAAAGGGCACUUUGUUCGGGGUUACCAAAAGUUGGGGGGAGGGCACUGUGCCCCCGACCCCAGGAUCACCGCCCCUGUUGUUAUCUGUAUUCUGUUUACCAUUUUUACUAUCUAUGUAUUAGUUAGAAUUAUUCAUUCUAUUUCAUUAAUUAAUUUAUGUAUAUUAUGAAAAGAAUUUGACGGUGGGUUGAAUGGAGACCAAUUUUCUUGUACUUAAGCUCACGAACAUUAAAUAUAGUUUUAUACUGCUUCAUAUUUCUUUGAUUAUAGGACUAUUUAUAGAGAAAGAAAUAUCAUUAUGUCAUUAUGAUAUUAUGUCUAUACUGUAGUUCUGUUUUUUGUUUCGUUUUUUUUUUUUUACGAAGUGCAUGGUUAUGGGUGCAUCAGGUGGGGUGCAUGGUGAUUAAUGAAAUGUGAGUUAGCGUAGCGAUCGAACACGGAGAAACGUGUUUAAAGUAUUCUGCUAUUCUCUCAAGCAUUUUGCUUACGAUAGCUGGCCACUGCAUUUUUUUUUAAUUGCUUACAUGUAUAUCUAUGUAAACUAUUCUUCUAUUAUGAAAUUGUCACAAUUUGUAGUUCUAUCAUUUAUUUGUGUAGUUCUUUAUAUGCAUCAUGAUUACUGUGAUACAUGUAUUGAAUUCCAAUACUUGUGUUUCACAAUACUGUCAAUUAAUAAGGAAUUCCUUUUUACACCUUGUACCAUAUAAAUCAAUUCUAUGUUGAAUUAUACUAUGCAUUCUAAACUGCAUUAAAAUUUUUACCUGAA